Spinacia oleracea (spinach) is the source of this 1341-nucleotide messenger RNA. RefSeq names its product serine/threonine-protein kinase WNK8-like. Gene Ontology annotation, biological process: protein phosphorylation. NCBI's taxonomy places the organism in Eukaryota, Viridiplantae, Streptophyta, Magnoliopsida, Caryophyllales, Amaranthaceae. Bases 1 to 1341 code for a protein of 446 amino acids. Gene Ontology annotation, molecular function: ATP binding; protein kinase activity. The transcript has a single exon. The record is from RefSeq and is a predicted model, not a curated record.
AUGUCUUUAUGGCAACCCAACUUGUAUGGAAUCAACGGGAGAGAUUUAAUCGGGCAAUUCGUAAGAUAUGGCAUCAUCAUAGGAGGAGUUUCUGAUAAAGUAGUUUUCAAAGGGUUUGAUGGUGUUAAUGGUCUGGAGAUUGGUUGGUCUGAGACAAUAUUAUCAAAGGAAACGUUGAAGAACGAGAAAUAUGUUGAGACUUUGUGUAAAGAAGUCGAUGUCGUGAUGUCAUUAAAGCAUGAUAACAUAGUGAGAUGCUACGAUUCUUGGGUUGAUGUUCAGAAGAAAAGAAUUUACAUGAUUGUUGAUCUUCCUAGUUCUGGGAAUUUGGGUGAUUAUCUUCGGAAAAAUGUUCUUUCAAGUGAUGGAGCAAUCAAGAAUUGGUGCAGACAGAUUCUUCAGGGGUUGGAUUAUCUUCACAGUCACAAUCCGCCGAUAAUUCACCGUGAUGUUAAGUUAGAAAACAUCUUUAUUAAUGGAGACACUGGAAUUGUUAAACUGGGAAAUUUCAAUCUGGCGAUGUUUCUUGAUGAAGAGUACAGUGGGGAUACUUAUAAUUCACCAGAAUUCACUGCACCAGAGGUUAACGAAGGAGAAGCAUGUAAACAGACAGUUGAUAUUUACUCUUUUGGGAUGUGCGUAUUACAGAUGAUCACCCUUGAACAUCCAUACAGUGAAUAUGUUGACAAAGAUUAUGCUCGUACAAAGGCUAGGUCUGGUAUAAAGCCUGAUGCAUUAACAAGGGUUGCAGACCCUGUUGCUAAGAAGUUCAUCGAGAGGUGUUUGGUUCCUGCAUCUGAAAGACCCACGGCAGUUGUCCUGUUGGAUGACCCGUUUCUUGCACAGACAAGUGUUCCUCCUAUUAACUCAACACCAAUUAGUAGUCAGGAUCUGGGAGAGUGUUUGAAGGUUGUGCCUCGUCAGGUGUGUAGAUUACUACCUAAGACAUCAUUUAGGUUAAUAGGGAGAAAAUUGAAGAAAACUAAUGAUUUGAUACCCAUAUCCGUCAAAUUGUGGAUUACUUAUUUUCGUGCUGGUGAAGCGGCUGUCAAGGAAAUAGUCUUGUCACUUGAAAGUGAUAUAAGUCAGGUAAUCGAGGAACAAGUUGCAACAGGAUAUGGAUUGUCAAAUCAAGAUAUCGUAAUAGUUUCUCAGCUUAUGGGAAAAAUGGUAACAGAACUCAGCUCUCCUGAUGUUUCCCGGAAGAAGUAUUAUGAAAUUGAUUCCCACGAUAAUGAGGUCAUACCACUUCGUCGAAUGGGCUGGUUCCGUACAAUUCGAGCCUGUUUGCUAUGUCAGACUGUAAUAAAUUGGACUCCUUUCGAGCUUGAUUAUGAAUAG